Ipomoea nil (Japanese morning glory) is the source of this 1391-nucleotide messenger RNA. Its product is annotated as WAT1-related protein At1g09380-like. The record is from RefSeq and is a predicted model, not a curated record. The transcript has 7 exons. Gene Ontology annotation, molecular function: transmembrane transporter activity. Lineage: Eukaryota; Viridiplantae; Streptophyta; Magnoliopsida; Solanales; Convolvulaceae. Gene Ontology annotation, cellular component: plasma membrane. Bases 138 to 1274 code for a protein of 378 amino acids.
AAGUAUCUCCCCUUUCUUUCUAGCUUCUUUAUUCGCCAUCCUAGUCUUCUUUCUCUCUAGCUUGCUAGCUAGGUAUAGCUAUUGGAGAAAGAAGCAAAGGAUAGGAAUUUGCAAGAAAUAAUACAUAUAUAGAUAUAAUGGGUGUAGAUUUGUUGGCUCUUAUAAUGAUGAUAAUUGUGCAACUUGGAUAUGCGGUGAUGAACAUCAUAUCGAAGCUGGCCAUGGAUUCCGGCAUGAACCCUUUCGUCCACGUCGCUUAUCGUCAACUCUUCGCUUCCGUUGCCAUUGCUCCAAUUGCAUAUUUCUCCGAGAGGAGGAUACGGCCACAGAUGACACUCUCUAUCCUUUUCAAUAUAUUCCUUUGUUCCAUAUUUGGGAUUAGCCUCAACCAGAUCACAUACUUUGUAGGGCUCAAGAAUUCCACACCAACCAUUGCAUGUGCAUUGACCAACUUAAUCCCAGCAGUCACUUACCUCUUGGCAGUCCCUUUUGGGAUUGAAAAGUUAAUGAUUAGGACUGCGGCCGGGAAAGCAAAGGUGGUAGGAACCAUAUUAUGUGUGGGUGGUGCUAUGUUACUCUCCUUCUACCACGGCCAUAAUAUUGGCAUAGGCGAAUCCAGCAUUCACUGGAAAUAUGCAGACCAUCUCUCAUCCCAAAACAAAGAUAAUAAUGGCUCUACCAACGCUCAACCCAACUUCAUAUUGGGACCUUUCCUCAUCAUCGUUAGCGCCCUUUCUUGGGCAAUUUGGUCAAUUAUCCAGACAAGAGUGAGUGAGAAGUACCCAGCUCCAUACUCGAGCACAGCCUUAAUGUGUUUCAUGUCUAGCAUUCAGUGUGUUCUUUUCGCCAUUUGCUUUGAUCACAAACCAACUGAUUGGUCUUUGAGGCAAGGGAUCAGGGCUACCUCUGCGGUUUAUGCUGGAAUUGUGGGCACUGCACUAGCAUAUUGCCUAAUGUCAUGGUGCAUAGAGAAAAAAGGACCUUUAUAUGUUUCUGUUUUUAACCCUUUGCUGCUUGUGAUUGUAGCUGUUCUCAGUUGGGGUUUACUUCAAGACAAAAUAUACGUUGGCACAAUUGUUGGAUCAGUGUUGAUUGUUGUGGGACUGUAUGGAGUUCUAUGGGGAAAGCAGAAAGAGCUACAAGUUAUUGGGGUUGUGCAUGUGGAUGAAGAAGAGGCAAGAAAUGAGGUGGAAACCAAAGAAGAUCACUUGGAAGAAUUGGAGUUAUCUGCCCAUUCAAUCAUCACCGUUGAUCAAUUCCCCAAGAAGAAUUAAAAUAAUUAGUUUUCGUUGCAUAGUAAAGAAAAUUGUCAUCCUUUGUGAUUUUGUUCUUUGUGAUUUUGUUCCAAACAAACUAUUAAGUGAUAUGUCAAGAUGUGUGUGAGUUUAUUU